This is a messenger RNA of Epinephelus lanceolatus (giant grouper), 5856 nucleotides long. It is a transcript of the gene coro7, whose product is annotated as coronin 7. Gene Ontology annotation, molecular function: protein binding. Lineage: Eukaryota; Metazoa; Chordata; Actinopteri; Perciformes; Serranidae. The record is from RefSeq and is a predicted model, not a curated record.
CCAAAGCGAGCGCACCCCGCGCGGCCAACCUGAACUGUCAGCUGUAAGCAGGAGUCCUCUGCCGAGUACCAACCAGCUCGACAGAGACACCCGGAAGGCACGAAAGUCAAUUUGAGAGGGCAGCAUGAAUCGCUUUAAGACCUCCAAAUUCAAAAACACCACUCCGAAAAUUGCCAAGAAAGAUGGAUGGAUCAACAACGUCCGAGCUGGCUCCUUCUCCUGCCAGGGGAACCACAUCAAAGCGAGCUCCAAGCUGGUGGCCUUCAACAGCGAGCAGGCUGGUGGAGGUAUGCUGGGCGUGUCCUCAGUCAAACCUGGUUCAGAUGGCCAGUGGACAGUCACGCAGAUCUCCUGCCAUUCAGAUCUGGUGACUGAUAUGGACUUCUCUCCUUUUGAUGAAAGUCUCCUGGCAACAUGCUCCGGAGAUGAAAUGGUGAAGCUGUGGCGUCUGUGUGAUCCAGAGCUGGAGCAGCCCAGCAGUCCGGAGCUGACCCUGCGUCCCGGUCAGGGCAGGCUGGAGCUGGUGCUCUUCCACCCCACCUCCUCUGGCCUGCUGGCUGUCGGUGCCACCAAGUCCCCUCUGAUUUGGGACACCAGCCGCCAGGAUUCACCACUCGCAGCUCUGGAGCAGCAUGGUGACCAGCUGCAGAGUCUGAGCUGGAAACGGGACGGCUCCCUGCUGGCUUCCUCCUGCAAGGACAAGAUGUUGCGAGUGUUUGACCCCAGAGCCCAGCUGACUCCUGUUCAGAGUGCCAAGAGCCUUCCCAACAACAAGGAUUCACGCAUCCUGUGGGCCAAAGACGACUUUUUACUCACCACUGGCUUUGAUAUGAUGCGUAAUCGGGAGGUGAGGCUUUGGGACAGCAGGAAGCUGAGCUCUUCGGUCAGCUCGGCAUCACUCGGCACUUCCAGCGGGAUGAUGAUCCCUCUGUUUGAUGAUGACACUGGUCUGCUCGCACUGGCCGGCAUGGGAGACACCGUGAUCGAUUGCUUCGAAGUGUCCAACUCUGAGCCGUUCCUCACGCAAGUGAGCCACUGUCUGACGGACUUCUCAACACGAGGAGUCGCCAUGGUACCCAAGCAUGUGUUGGAUGUCAUGUCCUGCGAAGUGAUGCGCGUGCUUCAGCUGACAGACAGCUGCAUUGUGCCGAUCAGCUAUCAAGUCCCUCGCAAGCAAUCAGGCAGCGAGUUCCAUGAUGAUCUUUACCCAGAUACAGUGGGCACAACUCCAGCCAUGUCUGCUGAGGAGUGGUGGAACGGAGGGAACAAGCAGGUGGAGAAAGUCAGCCUCCACCCAGACAAACAGCCCAAACCAAAGGCUCCAGCUGCAAAGCAGACACCUGCUAAGAAGGAGCUGACCAGUGGGGGGAGCAAGGAGGAUCCAGCACGUGGCUGCUCCACCUCCAGUAGUCCUCUGACCACUCCCAGCAGCAGCGCUGCCCCGUCCCGCUCUCCCUCCUCCACCUCUGGCCUCUCCUCGGGCUUCCUCCCAAGCCCCAGUCCCAGCCAGAGCGCCAAGGCCAUCCAGAACAUGCUGGGGCCGACCUCCAAGUUCCGUCACAUCCAGGGCGCAGUGAUGCACCGGGACACACACAUCACCAACCUGAAGGGCCUCAACCUGACUACGCCAGGUGAGAGCGACGGCUUCUGUGUCAACCGCGAACGAGUGGCAGUGCCUCUGUCCAUCUCUGGGGGCCAGAUCGCCGUCUUUGAGCGCUCUCAGCCUGGCAGGCUUCCAGACACAGCCCUGCCCACCAUCCAAAACUCUGUCAAUGUGGUCGACUUCUCUUGGGACCCCUUUGACACACACCGGCUUGCUGUGGCUGGUGAUGAUGCAAAGAUCCGGGUGUGGCAGGUGCCAAAGGGAGGGCUGACAGAGACCCUGACUGAGCCUGAGUUCAUCUUGCAAGGCCACACGGAGAAGAUUUACUCGAUCAAGUUCCACCCUCUGGCCAGCGGACUCCUGGUGUCUUCAUCCUACGAUCUCACAGUCAGACUAUGGAACCUGGAGAGCGAAGAACAGGUCAAAAUCCUUACCGGACAUCAGGAACAGAUCUUUGGCAUGGCCUGGAGCCCAGAUGGUAAGCUCUUGGCCACAGUGUGCAAAGACGGGAAAGUUCGCAUCUAUGAUCCCCGCAAGUCCACUGUACCUGUGCAGGAGGGUCCAGGUCCUGAGGGCCACAGGGGAGCUCGUGUGGUGUGGGUGUGUGAGGGCAAGUACCUGCUGGUGUCAGGAUUUGACAGUCGCAGUGAGAGAGGACUCUACCUGUACUCUGCUGACUCCCUGUCCUCUGGAACCGUAGCCACCGCCUCUAUAGACAUCUCCCCCUCUACUCUCAUUCCUUUCUACGACCCUGACACCAGUGUGGUCAUCCUCUCUGCAAAAGGUGAUACCAGAGCCCAUGUUUAUGAGGUUUGCCCUGAAGAUCCGUAUUUUGUUGAGUGCAGCAGCUUUAACACCUCUGAGCCUCAUAAGGGCUUCGCCUUUCUGCCCAAGACAGAGUGCAACGUGCGGGAUGUGGAGAUAGCAGUGGGAGUAAUGCUCACCAAGACAACCAUAGAGCCAGUGGCCUUCAGAGUGCCACGGGUCAAGAAAGAGUUUUUCCAGGACGAUGUGUACACAGACACCGCAGUCUGGUGGGAACCGGCACUGACUGCCUCUGCCUGGCUGUCUGGCUCCAACGGCCAGCACAAAAAGAUCAGCCUGAAACCUAAAGACAUGACGCCAGUGAGCGAGGCCCCCAAAGAGGCUCCAGUCAGGAAAUACCUGCCCUCAUCUGUUUACCUGGAGGAGAAGACUGAUGAACAGAAGAAAGAGGAGCUGCUCAGUGCCAUGGUGGCUAAGUUGGGGAACAUGGACGACCCGCUGCCACAGGAGUCCUUCGAGGGGGUCGACGAGGACGAGUGGGAUGACUAGAGGAGACGCCAUCUUGCCUUCGGUUCAAUUAUGGUGCCAACAGCCGAGAGGAGAGAACAGAUCAACUGUCAAGUCAUGUUGCCAUUUGCGCGUGCGAUGGUGCCACCCACACGUCCUCUGAGCUCAAUCAGCUAACAUCUCAGCGCACAAACAACACUGUACAAUGUGAAAGUAUAAAUGACAUGCGAAAAAAAAAUCACCAUAACUAUAACACCCUCUGAGAUUAGUAUGUAUCACAAUAACUGUUAAGGUUUGGAAAAUCAAAUGUCAUGUUGUCUAGUUUGGUGUUCGUCGUAUUCGACUGCAUGAAAUUUGAUAUGAAAAUCAUUUUCAGCUGUAAUCCUUAAAUAUUACAGAGGUCAUUCUGGGAUAAAUCUGACAUUGUAAUUGCUUUGUUUGUCACAAAAUUGUCUCACUAUACAUGAUGUUAUAAAAGAAAUCCCACAGCACAAGAUGACACAACAGUAAAUGUCAGAAAAUAGUCCAUUGGAAUCUUAUAUCAGGACACCUCAAGCAUGUUUCCUGUAAACCACAGAUCUAAGUCAGUGCAAGGUGAAUUAAACAGCAGGUGAUCAUGGCAAUAAUACCUCUGCGUCAUGCUACAGUACCAGAUGUAAAAGAUGGAUUUUAUAGAUUAGUAUUUCGCAUAGCUUCUCUUUUUGGUAGUGGUAUAUGGCUGUGGUUUAAAGGUUCAGUUUGUAGGAUUUAGGGGGCUAUAUUGGCAGAAAUUCUUUUUUUCUUUAGUGUAUAAUCACCUGAAAAUAAGAAUCGUCGUGUUUUUGUUACCUUAGAAUGAGACGUUUAUAUCUACACUGGGAGCGGGACCUCGUCUACUGAGAUCGCCAUGUUGCACCACCAUUUUUGUACAGUAGUCCAGAGUGGACAAACGAAACACUGGCUCUAGAUAGGGUCAUUUGUGUUUUGGCAUCGGCCACCACAGUUAACAGCCACUCAGCCAUGAGCCAAACAUUGCUGGAAAAACACUGAUUUUUAACGUGAAACUGCUUUAUUCAGUGUUUUUACCCUUUCAAAUCACCGGGUCUGUUUGUCUGGGAGAGGAAGAAACCUCUGCGGAUUAUUCGGCUACUGAUAAAACCCUCCUGAAUGUCUGAAUCUCUAGUUAUCAGAGAUAAAAGGUGAACAAAUACAAACAGGUGCUGGGCUAGCAGUCUGUCUCUGACAUGCCAUACAGCGUUGGAGAAACACUGAUUUGUAACAUGAAACUGCUUUAUAUUCAGUGUUUUUACCAGUUUGAAUCACCUGGGGUCUCAUUUAUAAACAUUGCGUGCGCACAAAACGAGGCCUGAAAAAGGCGUUCGCCAAUUCCCACGCAAAAAUUGGGAUGUAUAAAAACAAACUGGAGACAGGACAUUGGCAACCCAGAUAAUGAGGUGGAAGCCUGAUUUCUGGAGCCCUGGAAAUUGUCGAAUAUUUUUUGCCGCAUGCCAUUUUUGGCUUUUGUCCGCACGUACAUUUUAAGUAUGGAUGCUACACUUUGUUUUAUAAAUGAGACCUCAGGUUCAUUUGUUGUGGAGAGGAAGAGUCCUCUGUGGAUUAUUUGGCUCUGUUAAAAACCUCCUGAGCACAGAACGCUGAAGGGAUUCUAAUCGACAUAAAUUUUAUCUAGUUGCAAUGUGCAGUCUUCACCACUAGAUGCCGCCAAACCCCCCCUUAAAUCUCACACACUGUACCUUUAAGCAUGAUAAUAUACUCUGAGGUGUCCUGAUAUAAAGCGCAAUGGCCUCCUCUUGUGCCCAGUCUGUUGUUUCCUGAUAUCAACACACCAGGUUGUGUAUCGUUGCAUACAAAGUUGUUAUCUGUGUGUGCACAAUUACCUCCGCUGUGGACCACUGCUUGCUUUUCCUACCGGCCAGUCACAUGAGCACACUCAGUCACAAUGUGUCUUCUGAAAGAUGUAAUGUUGUUGAUCAUGCAUCUGAUUUAAAACAAAAAAACAACAGUCUUCCUGUUUGAUCAGGUGAAACACACACACACACACACACACACACACAUACACAUACACAAUUACUGUAACAUGCUCAAGCCUUCAGCAGCAAAAACCACACUGAGGAUACAACAGGGUCACCAGUGUUCAUGUUUGGUCAUGAACUGGAAUUUCUUAUGACGACGACAAUGAGUUCACCUUUCCGUUGCCAAUGAUAGAGUGAAAUGCCAUUUAAAAAAUAAUGUGUAAUGUGUGUAUUUGUACAAGUUCUGAUUGAAUGUUUUGCUGUCUGGUAGUCUUAUAAUAGUCAUAUAAGUAGGGGUUAAAGGUCAGUCAAACUGGGACGUUGUUAUGCAUUGAAAGCCAAACCACCUCCUUACUGGAGUUUUUAGUAGGGGCCUUUGUAUACUCUGAGAUUUCCUUUCUUUCUUUUCUUGUUUGCUGGGCAACUUUUAAUCAUGAUUGUUUUUGUUUUUCAGACUGUUCGGGGAUAUUCCUCACUUAAAUGAGCUAAUUUUCUUAUCUAAUGUUUACUAGUAUUAAGUAAUCAUGGUGGUAGUUAGACAACGACAGGACAGUAUUAAUAAAUUACAAUGCAGCCAUAAACAGGUAUCGUGUAAUUUCCAAUCAGGGCUACAGCAAUAUCGUCACUAAUCCAGGCUUGAACCCAGCGUUUGUUAACAACCUCUGAUGGACUGAAGCAAAGCGUCGAUUCAGCCAUGCAUGGUCGUGCACAUCACGUUGUACAGGUGAACUGCAGGUGUCGUAGGUGUUUGUGUGUGAUGUACACUGUAUGUGCUUGUGAUUUCUUCAACGCCAUACUUUGUGACAUUGGGAUUGGAUUACUUGCCUUCCAUUGUGUUUAAAUAAAAUAAAGAAACUUCCUUUUUAUACAGUGAGUAAAGCAUUGUUGUUUUUUCAUCUGUUGUACUUGAGGAAUGGUUUGUGGAUUUUUUUCAAUAUUGUCUUGCAAUAAACACAUUUUUGAACCCAA